This is a messenger RNA of Babesia ovata, 3480 nucleotides long. Its product is annotated as tetratricopeptide repeat-containing protein, putative. Bases 1 to 3480 code for a protein of 1159 amino acids. Lineage: Eukaryota; Apicomplexa; Aconoidasida; Piroplasmida; Babesiidae. Gene Ontology annotation, molecular function: protein binding. The record is from RefSeq and is a predicted model, not a curated record. The transcript is spliced from 2 exons.
AUGCGCCGCCGUCGCGUUUGCUGCAUUCGUAACUUCACCGUCGCACAUUUAACCAUGGAUGAGGAAAAGCUGAUUGAGGCCCUUCCGCGCCUCGAAAAGGCCAAGGAAGAGGCCAAUGUGUUGUACCGUGAGCGCCGUUUCAAGGAUGCUGCACGGGCCUACACACGACUUGUGGCUGAAAUGCUGGAGAAGGACUCAUUGUCCGCCAAUAUUGCUGCUUUGACGGCUGCUGUGAAGGAUAUAACUGUGAAGGACGAGGGCAUUUCGAAGUUGCUGGCUACCCUGCUUUCCAAUGCAGCUCUGUGCUACUACCAGGAGCAGUCCAUAGAUGAGGCCUCCAAGCUCUGGGAUGCCUGCCUGGCGAUUGACGCCUACAACUACAAGGCGGUGUACAACCUGGCGCAGUGUUGUGUGGCCCGCAGGGAGAUGAAGAAGGCCCUGGAGCUGGUGGCACGUUGCCAGAACAUUGCGCUCACCAAGGGCAUGAACAACACCAAGUCGCUGCCUCACGCCGAGCUGAUGCAACGCAUUGGCUCAACUGUCGAGCGUGAGUACGACCAGAGGCAGGGUUUCAGCGGCAACGACGAGAUUUUCGCUGCGAUCGAGGCUGACCAGUCUGUGCGUGACAACCUUGAGAAGCUGAGCAUGCAGAGUAGGAGCGAGACUGCUCGCAACCGCGUGAUCCCACGACUCAUUAAGGUCAUUAAAGGCAAAACCGAUGUGGUAAAACACGCCACGACACAUGCUGACACUUGGGGAACUAUCCACGUUCUGCUGCAGGACCUUGAGUCUGGUGUCGAGGCCGAGUUGCUGUCGCAGCUCUCGGCAGGUUUGUCCGAGCAUUCCCUAGACCUCCUGCGCUACGCAAAAGACCUGAUGAAAGCCAUCGAAAACAACCGUUCGGCUGCGAAAUUGUUGUACACCGUGGCGUUCCAGUUUGGCCGCGUUUGCUACCACAUGGGCACCACCGCCUCUCUGGAAGCCCUGUGCACCAUUGUCGAGGGCAGCGACGCUGAGUUGGAGCAACGCAUUUACUCGUGCGUGUACCAGUACUUCUCCCGCCCGCGUCACGACGAGAAACGCCCUGUCGACGGCCACUUCACCACCGUCCUAACUCGGAUUCUGGAGACUAUGUUAGGCCAGUGUGAACUUGGCUGCCCCAACGAAAAGCGCGACACCAUCGAGCGUGUCCUUGUUUCCAUCUUUGUGAUGGCCCCCACUCGUUUCGCGAUAUCCGAGGAGACCCUGAACGGAGUUAUUACUAGGCUCUUGGGAGGCUACAUCGCCUUCGCUCCGGAUCCAGUCCUCUCCAACUGCCUGCUGCAGUCGCAGUGGUACAUGGCCAUGCGCUGCCUGCACGUGUCCAACAAGGCCUUUUUUAAGGAGUACAUGCUCACUGGCGGCCUCGUGACCCCGUUGAUUGGCAACUUCAUGAUCGUCGGCUGGGACGAGCCCAGCAUGUCGCAGCUGCGCCUGUACAUGAGCGAGGUGAUCGUCUUCUGCAUGGACUACAUGGAGCUGCGCCAGCAGAUUGUCGACACCAAGGUGAACGAGAAGACGCUCUUGGAGUUUUUGCGCCACGACGUGAACCUUGCCAAGUUCCUGAGCAAGCUCAUCGAGCGCGACGCCGAGGUCGAGGAGUACUGCCGCAAGGGCAAAUACGAGUUCAAGACCCCACUGCGAUCAGACUCGGAGCGCUCGAUGCACGAGUUCAAGCUUUUGAUUCUUUCUAAGCUGGCUGUGCAUUCCACCGAAGUCAUGCGCCAGAUCUGCGAAGCCUUCGAAAUCAUGGGCAUGGUGCCGCUGGCCCUUGUCGCGAACCUGAUCGACGGCUACCGCGUCGAUCUGCUAAUCGACUCCCUCUCGUACUUGACCCUGCACGGCGAAGCUAAGGAGGACGUGAUCAUCGACAUGAUCCUCCCCGUCCUGCGCUGGGCCGAGUCGAGUACCGAGUGCAAGGACAGGACCUUCUACAUGGUCUGCCAGACCCUGGCCAACCUGACCAGGUCUCGCAGCCACCGCGACAACUUCAACCGCGACCCCAGCACCGGCCAGAUGUUUGACGAGGCGCAAAUCUCGGCCCUGCGUGAGGCGUACGAGAAGCUGCCCGCCGCCAGUCGCCCCAAGUCCAACGGCGAGUACGAUGAGGGUAGCGACGAGCUUGCCGAGCGCAGCCGCAAGGCACUUCUGUGCCUGCACGAAGACGUGCCCAGGCUGCUGAUUAACCUCGCACGCAAGGCAUCUCCUGACAAUGCCAACACCGACGAAUCCGAGUCCGGCAAGAACGCCCCUGCGUCCCGAUACGAUUCCGCCUCGCACCUGGUAAUGAUGGAGACGCUCCACAACGUGACAGCGCCGCGUGCCACUCGUGGCAAGAUGCAAACCGUUGGUGCACUGCGUGUGUUCCUGAACGCUUCUAUCAACGAUGCGCACAUGAAGACUAAGCGCUCACGCUACUUCACGCAGUCGGUCGCCCACCUCUGCAUGGCCUCCGACCCGAGGACCCUCUCCUAUCGUGACGCACUGGAUGCUGCUGGCCCGCUGGUCAAGCUGCUCCGCGACGACAACGAACUGCUCCAGUACGAGGCAGCUCUCGGUUUAACUAACCUGCUCGCCGUGGAUGACUCUGUCCGUCAGCGUGUAUGGACUGUCGGUGGCUGGGACGCUCUGGGUGCGUUGUUGUCUUCGGACAAUGCGCUUCUCAAGGCCGCCGGCCUAGAGGGCUGGUGCAACUUCGCCAACGGCUCCGGCUCUGUGAACAGCCACAUCUACAGGAAGCUGUCCGACAUGCUGGACGAUGAGGAGCGCCGCAUAUCUAGGGAAAACAACAUCAAAAAGUCUGACUCCAGCUCCGACGAGAGUGACAGCCACGAUGAAGGCGACCAGGAUCGUGAAAAGGACGACCAGGCUGAAGACAACGAAGACGGCAUCAAAGAUCUAGAAGAUGAAGACAACGAUGAAGCUGAAGAACAGGAUGGCGACAAGGUCGAAGACGACAGGCCUGAGGAAGCCGCAGACGAACCAAAAGGCGAAACUAAGUCCGGGGACGCUGCGGAAAGCGACCCACUCAAGAAGGUUCCCAUUCUACAAGUGCAUGACGUUAACGUUAUGUUGAUGUUUGCGGCCGACACUUCCGACCUGCGCUGCGUCAAGGCGAGCGCCGGGGCGCUUGCGCACCUUACAAACGACGUCCGCGUGGCCGGCUACUUGCCGCUCUGCAGCAAGUUCGACCGUCUGAUCGUCGCCGCUGACAGCCUAGAGGACCGUGACGCGCUGCAGCGCGUGUUCACGGUAUUCAACCACGUGCAGCAGGGGCACGAGGUGGGCGACUCCGCAGCACGCGAGUACGUCGCCAAGGUCAAGCGCGACAUCCGCGCGUGCACGGAGCGCAACAUGCCCAAGAUGAAGGCCUGCGGUCUCCUCGACCUGGCCGAGGAGGUGCUGCAGCACUCAGACAUUACAGACAAUUCGAUCGCGUAA